Rotaria sp. Silwood2 is the source of this 1881-nucleotide messenger RNA. Lineage: Eukaryota; Metazoa; Rotifera; Eurotatoria; Philodinida; Philodinidae. The record is from the annotation of a GenBank genome assembly.
AUGCCUUUACAUCUUCAACAUAUAUUUGAUCAAAUACCAUUACCAUCACUUCGAUACUAUACAAUAAUUAGUACUUCAAUAUUUUUUGGUAAUAUUUUCUAUUUUCAUCAUUUAAUUCAAUCAAAUAAAAACGAUUCAUUAAUUAUUAUUAAUUCAACAAAUGAAAUAAUUACAAAUGAAUCGAUAAAUAAUCAAACAAUUUUCUAUUCAAUUGAAAAACCUUUUUCUUUUGCUUAUAUUCAAACAUUACUAUCGAUUAUCAUAUCACAGUCAUUUUCACUUCUGAUACUUACCAAUGCUAUUUAUUGUUCAAUAGCUUUAGCUGUUAAACAGUUACUAAUAUUAGUUUUUGGUGAAUUACGUUUUACUGAAUUACAACGUAUAAAAGAUAAAUUUUGGAAUUAUGCAUUUUAUAAAUUUUGUUUUCUUUUUGGUGUACUUGGUUUGGAAAAUCUAAAUGAACUUAUUCUUUGGUUAUCAUGGUUUUUUACUUUAGCCAUUGCUAUUCUUUGUUGUCAAUUGGCUAAAGAUCGAUUUGAAUUAAUAUCGGUUUCUGUAUCAACUUCUCGUCAAACAUUUUUCAAAAUUCUAUGUUUACUAAUUUCAUUACUUUAUUUAUGUUCUGGUCUAUUUACAAUUUGUUUUCUUAUAGGUUUAAAAUAUGGUGGUUUAUCAAUAUUUUUUUUUAUGUUAGCUGAAACAAUAUUAUUAACACUUGAUAUAAGUUAUAUUUUAUUUAAAUAUAUAUUUAUUCAACAACAACAACAAACUAAUCAUUUACAAACAUCAAAUGAACAUCGUUCAAAUGUUAUUUAUUAUCUUGAAUUUUUAUUUGAUAUAUUAACAUUAACCAUUGAUAUACUACAUCAUUUACAAAUGUUAUUUUAUCAUCAAACAUUUAUGUCAAUGUCAUCAUUAAUAUUUUUUAUGCAAUUAAAACCAUUAUUUAAUGAAUUAACACAACGUUUAAAACGACAUAAAUUAUAUCGUAUGGCAAUGAUACGUAUGGAAAACAAAUAUCCGUUAUUAACUAAAUAUGAUCUUGAACAAAAAUAUAGUCAAAAAAAUUAUCUAUCAACAUUAGAAGAAGUUUGUUCGAUUUGUUGGGAAAAAUUUGAAAAAGCUCGAUGUUUACCAUGUGGUCAUUUAUUUCAUGAAAAUUGUCUUCGAAGUUGGUUUGAACAUGAUACAACAUGUCCAAUUUGUCGUUUAUCUUUACAUGAAGAUACCCGUCAAACAACACCUACUGAUCCUACUCCAAUUCAAUCAACAUCGACUUUUCGUUUUUGGCCAUCUUUAUCUCUUGCAGGUCUUACAACAAAUGCUCAUAAUUUAACUGUUAAUAAUGAUCAAGGUCAAGGACGUAAUUUAUUUCGGUUUCGUGGAAAUCGUUAUUCAUCAUGGUUACCAAAUUUUUCAAUUCAAAUAAAUCAUAAUUUUCCAUUUCGUUUUGGUCAUGCUCAUCUUACGAGUUUACAAUUAACAAAUAUGACUCAAAGUAUUCAACACAUAUUUCCACAAAUUCCAUUUGAAAUUAUUCUUUCUGAUUUACAACACACACAAUCUAUAGAUACUACGAUUGAAAAUAUUAUUGAACGACGUAUUCAUUUUGAGUCACAACAACAAGAGACAUCAGAAUCAGAAGAAUCAUCUUCUAUAUUAUCAUCAUCAUCAUCAUCUGAAACCGAUGAAUCAAUUGAUAUAGAUUUAUUAUCGGAUUCAUCUCGAAUGACACAACAUAAUGAUGAAAAUUUUACAUGGCCAUUAGAUCCAAAUUUAUCAUUUUCUGAUCGAAAGCAACAAUUAAUUUCGUAUAUGCGCCGGCAAUAUCUUGAACGUGAACGUCAUCUUCAUAAAUCAUCUCACAUGUCAAACAAUUAA